Molecule: messenger RNA, 3756 nt
Organism: Kogia breviceps (pygmy sperm whale)
Lineage: Eukaryota; Metazoa; Chordata; Mammalia; Artiodactyla; Physeteridae
Source: RefSeq, a predicted model, not a curated record
AGAAUUGCUGAAGAAAACGGUUUCAACUGUUCACUUAAUCGAAGCCGAAACGCCGCCGGGUUGACUCCACCCCCGGACGUGGUCACACACGCCGAGGGGAGGCCCCAGUAGAGGAAUCCGACUGGGGCUAGACCCCAACAGGGUGACGCGGGGGAGACGUUCACCGCCCGCGCUGGGGCGUUUCUGCAGGGCUUCCCGCGAUUCAAAAUCUACGACUUACGCUUCGCCACGUCCCCCUCAGGAGAAUGUCAGGGACGGCGAGGGAAGGAAACGUCAGAAGUCCUCACGCGGCGAAAUUAAAGUCUGUCUCCCGCCUUCAACCCUCAAAGCCACAGUUUGCCUAAAGAGGGCAAAUCCACCGUAAGGUUUACAGCCCUGAAGACUCUACUUUUUCCCCCUCAUUUUUACCCCUGCAGUAAUAAAUUCCAUUUUGGAGACUCAGAAACUUUAUAAAGGGAUAUAGUUUGAAUUCUGUAGAGUGUAAUUUUGUGUAUGAAUUAUACUUUUAAAAUAUGAAGGGUUUUCAGAAAGAAGGCUAGUAGAUUUAAUUACUGGUUUAUUAUGCAUGAACAGUAAUUUUGUUGGUAAUACAGUACCUUAGGGAUUUGUGAUAACACUAGAAAGGACAAGCUGUAUCUUGAUAAAUUGAUUUACCUUUAAUUACAAAAUGAAUGAUAUUAUAGAUGCAUGAUUCUUAAAUGAAAGACAAGUUAUUUAAUAUUUUUGUAAGAAGUUUCAGCUGUGGAAAUUUUAUGGUUAACUAGUUUGUGGAGAAAAUACCUUCAUUUGAUCAAGUAUACUAAAGUGGUGUGCAAAGUUAGGAAGAAAGACAGCAUAAUAAUGAUGCUGCAGGAAAUGGAAACAAAUACAGACAAUAUUUAACAAAGACAGAAGAGUUAGCAGUUUGUGAGUUUUAAGCAAAAUUCAUUUCAUUUGACAUUGUGCACAGUGUAACAGGUUUAGGUUCAACAACGCUUGUAGGUGUUGACAUCUCCAACAGUUGUUAGCUGAAGCUAGUUUAACCUUCUUAAGUAAAUACUAUGAUGAUAAACUUUGUGAAAUUGGCCUUUAGAUAAUGUGACAAUAUGAAGACUUUAAUUCUUCUUGUUUGCUAGAAUAGAAGAAGAUUUAAAAAAUAUGUUAAAGUGCUCAUAGGGAAAGAAGCCUGCAUAUAGUUUUUUCCUCUUGUAGCAUAGUCAUUAAUUGGCUUGAUAUCCCGGCUUUGUAGCUUGUAACCAAAAGCAAAUUAAAGGCAUAAUUUAGGUAUUCUAUCCUUGUUUAGAAUUUUUGGAAUAUAAACCUCCUUGAAAAGUCAAGGAGUCUUAGCAUAUUUUUGGAGGUGUGUCAACUUCUUCCAGGCUCUUAGGUCAGUAUUACACCAAAUAAUGAGCAAAUAGCAUUUGAGUUAAUAUAAUCCCAGAGAGUAUUAAACAGUAUCUUGGUAAUUUAGGAGAGAUAUUCAUCCUACCUGAGUAUCAGGUCAGGUAUAAAUCCAGUAAAGAAGGUGUAGUGAAUUUUACAGAAGUAGGGGCUUAUCAUUUGAUUCUUUUUUAUGGUAAAAAUCUAAUGUGAAGGGAAGAGAAUUGUCAUGUGAAGGGUUUUAGCAGUCAAAAAGUAAAAUGACUCAUGCACAAAACUACCUCCCAAAGACUUUUCCCAGAUCCCUUGUAUCAAAAAAUUAAGAGUAUGAUGGAAGAUAGCACGAUCUUGUCAAAUUGGACAAUCGUCAACAAACAAAAAAUGAAAUAUGACUUUUCAUGUGAACUCUACCGAAUGUCUACAUAUUCAGCUUUCCCCGCCGGUGUUCCUGUCUCAGAAAGGAGUCUUGCUCGUGCUGGUUUUUAUUACACUGGUGUGAAUGACAAGGUCAAAUGCUUUUGUUGUGGCCUGAUGCUGGAUAACUGGAAACAAGGAGACAAUCCUAUUGAAAAGCAUAAACAACUAUAUCCUAGCUGUAGCUUUAUUCAGAAUCUAGUUUCUGUUACAAGUCUGGAAUCCACCUCUAAGAAUGUUUCUUCUCCAAUGAGAAACAGUUUUACACAUUCAUUAUUACCUACUUUGGAACAUAGUAGCUCGUUCAGUGGUUCUUAUUCCAACCUUUCACCAAACCCUGUUAAUUCUAGAGCAGUUGAAGACUCUUCCCCAAUGAGGACUAACCCCUACAGUUAUGCCAUGAGUACUGAAGAAGCGAGAUUUCUUACUUACCAGAUGUGGCCAUUAACCUUUUUGUCACCAUCAGAAUUGGCAAGAGCUGGCUUUUAUUAUAUAGGACCUGGAGAUAGAGUAGCCUGCUUUGCCUGUGGUGGGACUCUAAGUAACUGGGAACCAAAGGAUGAUGCUAUGUCAGAACACCGGAGACAUUUCCCCAACUGUCCAUUUUUGGAAAAUUCUCUGGAAACACUGAGGUUUAGUAUUUCAAAUUUGAGCAUGCAGACACAUGCAGCUCGACUGAGAACAUUUAUGUACUGGCCUUCAACUGUACCAGUUCAGCCUGAGCAGCUUGCAAGUGCUGGUUUCUAUUAUGUGGGUCGCAGUGAUGAUGUCAAAUGCUUUUGUUGUGAUGGUGGCUUAAGGUGUUGGGAAUCUGGAGAUGACCCAUGGGUUGAACACGCCAAGUGGUUUCCAAGGUGUGAGUUCUUGAUACGCAUGAAAGGGCAGGAGUUUGUUGAUGAGAUUCAAGCUAGGUAUCCUCAUCUUCUUGAACAGCUAUUGUCAACUUCAGAUACUCCUGGAGAUGAAAAUGCUGAUCCACCAAUUGUUCAUUUUGGACCUGGAGAAAGUUCUUCAGAUGAUGCAGUCAUGAUGAAUACACCUGUGGUUAAAGCUGCCUUGGAAAUGGGCUUUAGUAGAAGCCUGGUAAAGCAGACAAUUCAGAGUAAAAUACUAACAACUGGAGAGAAUUACAGAACAGUUAAUGAUAUUGUGUCAGCACUUCUUAAUGCUGAAGAUGAAAAAAGAGAAGAAGAGAAGGAAAGACAAACUGAAGAAACAGCAUCAGAUGAUUUGUCCUUGAUUCGGAGGAAUAGAAUGGCUCUCUUUCAACAGUUGACGUGUGUGCUUCCUAUCCUGGAUAAUCUUUUAAAGGCCAAUGUAAUUAAUAAACAGGAACAUGAUAUUAUUAAACAAAAAACACAGAUACCUUUGCAAGCAAGAGAACUGAUUGAUACCGUUUUAGUUAAAGGAAAUGGUGCUGCCAACAUCUUCAAGAACUGUCUUAAAGAAAUUGACUCUACAUUAUAUAAGAACUUAUUUGUGGAAAAGAAUAUGAAGUAUAUUCCAACAGAAGAUGUUUCAGGUCUGUCACUGGAAGAACAAUUGAGAAGGUUGCAAGAAGAAAGAACUUGUAAAGUGUGUAUGGACAAAGAAGUUUCUAUUGUAUUCAUUCCUUGCGGUCAUCUGGUAGUAUGCCAGGAAUGUGCCCCUUCUCUAAGAAAAUGCCCUAUUUGCAGGGGUAUAAUUAAGGGUACUGUUCGUACAUUUCUCUCAUAAAAGAAAAAUAGGCUAUAUGUUGCCUAUAUAUAAAAGUCUUUAAAAUAUUGUUUGAACAUUUGAAGCUAUCUGAAGUAAAAAAGGAAUUAUUGGUUCUUUAAUUAGUAACAUUUUUGUUCUACUCUGCUUUCUUUGGUACUAGUAAUCUUGUUUCCAAAAGAAUAUCAUAUAUAAUAUUUAAUCUUAACCUCUGUUUAUAUGAAAGGUAAGAUUUAUGUUUGAGCUAUAUUAGUGUACAUGUAUGAACACAGGAGGAGUUAAAGGAGC